Molecule: messenger RNA, 2753 nt
Organism: Ylistrum balloti
Lineage: Eukaryota; Metazoa; Mollusca; Bivalvia; Pectinida; Pectinidae
Product: radial spoke head 10 homolog B-like
Exons: 20
Coding region: 1-2607 (868 amino acids)
Source: RefSeq, a predicted model, not a curated record
AUGGCAACUAAAGAAGCGAAAGGUAAAAAAGGGAAAGACGGGGAGAAACGAAGUGCUAAAAAGAGUGAAGAGUCGAUAAUUGACGAUGAAAAGAAAGACGGAUCCAUUAUCGGUGGCACUGAAUCGUCUCCAACGGAAGAUAAUAUCCAGGAGUCACCUCGGAAAGAGCCAACUCCUGAACCUGAAUAUGAUGAACCAACUUUGUCUGAACUAAUCAUAGAAAGCUAUGAGGGUGAAAAGAUACGUGGACUGUAUGAAGGAGAGAGUACAGCUCAUUACACUGGUGGACAUGUAUACAAGGGAAUGUUUAUGGAAGGCCAUAUGCAUGGAAAGGGGAGUUACACUUGGUCUGAUGGUGUGAACUAUGAGGGUGAGUUUUACCAGAACAAAGUCACAGGAAAGGGAACAUACAGAUGGCCUGAUGGAAGCACCUAUGAGGGAGAUGUAGUGAAUGGAAAACGCCAUGGUGAUGGAGCAUUUCAUUACAAAGGAAAUAAGGUGUCUUAUUCUGGAGAGUGGUGUGCAGGCAAAAGGAAUGGAAAGGGAAAGAUGGAAUAUGACAGUGAAGGAAAGUCUUUCUAUGAUGGAGACUGGGUGAAUAACAUCAAGCAUGGGUGGGGUACCCGUCAGUAUCCCUCAGGCAAUAUCUAUCAGGGGAUGUGGUUCAACAAUGUCCGCCACGGUGAAGGAACCAUGAAGUGGCAUGACAAAAACCAGCUCUACACAGGCAACUGGGAAAAUGGCAUCCAGCAUGGUAUGGGCCAGCAUAUCUGGUUACUGCGCCGAAAGACAGGGUCACAGUACCCGCUUCGCAACAUGUAUGACGGUGAAUUUGUCAACGGCCUCAGACAUGGCUUUGGAACAUUCUUGUAUGCUAAUGGUGCCAAGUACGAAGGUGGCUGGAAAAACAAUAUGAAACAUGGAAAGGGUAAGUUCACUUUCAAGAAUGGCAGAAUCUAUGAAGGAAUGUUUGAGAGGGAUCAUAUUGUAGAAUACCCUGACUUCACUAUGGACGGAGCCACUACACCUGACAUCACACAGAUCAGGACGCGAACACCGCUACCAGGAGACAACCUGUCAGUCCACAGUAAUGAGAGUAGGAACACCAUUAGUCCAAGCUUCCAGCUGGAUAUAGAUAAUCUCCUGAAUGAGUUGACAGAUUACGACAGAGAGGAAGAGGCUAAGCAGGCCUUGUGUGUGGUGAUGCGCAACAUCAGUACCCUGAGGAAGAUCUAUAACUUCUAUAGUAGUCUUGGUUAUGAGGAGAGUUCAGACAAUACCUUUGUUAUGAACAAGAUGCAAUUUUGGCGGUUUAUGAAGGACUGUAAGCUCCAUGAUGGUCCACUAACUCUCAUGGAUAUGGACCGAAUGCUUGGCUACAAUAAGGCCAGUUACGAGGUCCACAAUCCGUACGAGAGAAUCUUAAUCCGACAGUUUGUUAACAGCCUCAUCAUCUUAGCCUACUAUCUCUACCAUGAGGAGCAUGAGGGAAAUGAGCCUAUCCUAGCCUCCUGUGUGUCCAAACUGAUCCACCAAAAAAUUCUUCGGCAUGCAUGCAAUGUCAAAGGUCACUUUUAUCACGAGAAUCGUCGUUCAGUGAAUGCCCUGGUCCACCUUGACCAGUCUUAUGAGGUGUACCAAGCUGUCUGUGCCCCUAGGAAGUUAGCACCAAAAGACAACUCCAUGAAGAUGAGACAGUUCCUGUACAUGAUGAAGGACCUGAAGUUGAUCAAUAAUGACUUGACCCCUAAAGCUCUACUGGACAUUCUCUCUUCGGAUGAUCCUCGGGUAGCUGAUGGGGAAGGCUGCUGUAACCUGGAGUUGGAGAUGACAUUUUUGGAGUUUUUCGAGGCACUGAUAGGUUCAGCUGAGGUGUUUGUCACAGAGUCAGUGGUUAAGGACCCCACCACUCCUAGACCCAGUACUGUCCUCACACCAGAACAGAGCAUGUUCUCCAUCCCUGUGUCUCCAUCACGCAUGGCAAGUCAGGUUGGAAUGGAUGCUGUGGAGUCCAAUGCACAGGGUUCCCCUCGUCAGGGAACUGUUUCUCCGGAGACAAGCUCUCCAGUUAGAGCAGUUUCUUCAGCCGAGGGAACCACCAAGACUGGAGAUAUAACGUCCAAACAACAUGAGUCUGGAUCCAUGGCCACAGGAGGGUCAGAAAAUGAUCACCCAACUGCUGUUAGCCGUCACGACUCUGUAAAAGAUAUUCAGCCACUAGCAGAGCAACAAAAAAGUGCUUCGUUUGUGAGCACACACACCAAUGCUACAGAUGCUGAUGGUCAUAUGUUGAUGCAGAGCUCAGUCUCUAUUGGGGGUCACACCUUGGGUGGCCAGACCGAGGGAGAAGAGGAGGGAGAAUACAAACAUGUUGGUAUGGCUGAUACAGAUGCUGAAGACGAUGAAGAAGAGCUUGACGAGGCUACUCGACAAUUCAACUUCUGGACACAUCAAAUCCAUAUUUUCUUUGUCCGCAAGUUUUUCCCUGCAGCAGAGAAACUUUCUCAGUUGAAGACAUCCGUGGAGAAGAAGAGAAUUGAUGAAGCUAAGGAGCGUGUCAAAGCUGAACAAGAUGCAGAAGCUUUAAGACAAAUCGGCCAAAAUUAGGAUGGAAUUUAUCUGUGAGAAGAUUAAUCAGACUUAUCAACACUUACGCUGUGUUUAUUGAGCUUUGCCUGUGAUAAAAAAUGUUACCGUCCUUCGUGCUCUGUUUAAUUAUCUAAGUAUCUUUGUCUUGUUUUUUUUUAUUAUAA